ACAUAUUCUAAGGAAGUCAUUGUGGUAUCUCCCAAUUACACCUAGACUCAAAAGGUUGUACAUGUGUAGAAAAACUGCUGAACACAUGAUAUGGCACCUGACUUGUGGUGGUGUAUUUCAAAAGAUUGUGCAUCCUAUCAGUGCUAAGGCAUGGAAACACUUUGAUCGCACCUACCUCGACUUUGCAUCAGAUCCAAGGAAUGAAAGGCUUGGAUUGUGCACAGAUGGGUUCAGCCAUUUGGACAUGCAUCAGCCCUAUAUUCAUGUUGGCUUGUAUUUUUUACUGUCUACAACCUACCUCCAUCAAUGUGUGUGAAACCGGAGUCCAUCUUUCUUUAUUUGAUAAUACAAGAAUUCCGGAUCUACUCGGCUCUGUUUCUCCCGUCCGUCUGCUGCUCUUGGUGUGGGUGUGAUUUUUCUGGCUUCUGAUUUCUUGAUUUUUCCUUCCAUGCCCGUCGGCCUCGCCCAAACCCGCCAGCUUCGGUUUUCUUGUUGCAAAUUCUGGAAUUGUUGAAGAUACUCCUAAAUCAUUAUGGGAUUGUCCAUCUCGAAGUCCUCCAAGGAAGAAGUUGAUAAAAGCAAGGAAUCAUAUAGUAAUGCCCUAAGACAUUCCAUUUCCUAAAAAAGAAGACAACAUUGUUUGCCAAAUAUGUGAUAUUCCUGGACACUUAGCUACUAUAUGCUUGCAUUGAUAUGCAGUAACUUGUCAACUGUGUCACCAUGAGGGUCAUACUGCAAAAGUUUGCCCAAAUCGUUACUGAUCAAAAAUCAUGUCAAACCCAUCCAAAACACUUGCUGAGUUUUCUGAAACUAUUACAAAGAUUUUAGGUAAUGGUCGUUUGCGUCUAACAUUUUCAAAAAAAUCUUGGGAUGAGG
Messenger RNA from Rubroshorea leprosula, 876 nucleotides. The record is from the annotation of a GenBank genome assembly. Lineage: Eukaryota; Viridiplantae; Streptophyta; Magnoliopsida; Malvales; Dipterocarpaceae.